This is a messenger RNA of Symbiodinium sp. CCMP2456, 2712 nucleotides long. Lineage: Eukaryota; Dinophyceae; Suessiales; Symbiodiniaceae. The record is from the annotation of a GenBank genome assembly.
AUGGAUCCUACCAUGCCAUUGACCCCACAGGAUCGUCUCUACGACGCAGUCCAGGCAAUCAACGAGGUGGCCACCCAGCUCAAUCGACGCCUGCAAACCGAAGAGUGUUCGGAAUCCGUGGACCUGGAAGAUCCCCACAACAUCGCCCAGAUCGUCCAAGGAGUCGGCUUCAUGACUCUUGCGAUGUGGCUGAUCUUCGCCAACAACUCGAAAGUGGCAGUGGCUCAGAAGGCUCCGUUGGAGCAAAGGCACCAGAUCUGUGCCACCAUCAGUACCGCCGUCGCCCUCUUCUCCGGCUUCUUCAACAUUUUGCAGUUGACCGCCAUUGACGACUUCGACCUCCCCGGUCGAGGGAGCGCCUUCACCCUAAACUUGUCCCGCCCCGUGGAGUGGAUUCUCACCUGUCCCAUCAUGCAGCUGAAGCUCGUGGUGCUGGCAGGUGCUCGUGUUCCGAGUUAUCGCCGCUUCAUGAUGCCAUUGAUCUCUGUGGCCGUUUUGCUUUGUGGAACUGCCUCCAUGUUCACCGGAGAUGCCUUGCGCUACGCUUGGUAUGCCUUCGGCCUCUGCUUGGCAUUCAUCAUGUUCUGGCACAACGCGAUUCAGAUCAGGGAGAACAGUGAGGGCGAGGAGUCGCUCUUCCACGGCGAUUCCGACUUCCGCAAGCUGUCCAUCGUGCUGAUCGUCACCUGGUUCCCCUUCCCUCUCUGGUUCAUGAUGAGUGUGGAAGGUUUCGGACUCAUCACGGAUGGCUUCAUCAUCGAGAUGGGCUGGGUGGUCCUGAACAUUGUCUCCAAAUUCCUCUUCAUUAUCAUGAUGCAGCUCUACAAGAUGAGUCACCAGCGCAAGAUCGAGGCGGCACGGGAGCUCUACGGCCUGUCCCCAUCGGACGACGUGAAUGAUGAGGAUUUGAAGAAGCAGGCCCUGACCAAUGGAGUCGCAAAUGGAGGCGUGAAGGCCGAAGCCUAUGGCUUGGGUGUUGGUGAGGAGGCAGAGAGCGAGCUGAAGCUUGUGGAGCUGGUGGCCGAGACCAUGGUCACCCUUGGGAUGAGCAGCCAUACCGACCGACUUUUAAGGCUGAUGGUGGAGAACGGGGUGACGAACACGGCGGUCCUGGAGCGCUUGAAUGCGGAAAGGUGCAUGGAACUGAACCUGCCCUAUGCCCUCAUUGAUGCAGCCCAGCGCCGCUGGACGGCCGAGAAGAUGAACAUGGGCCAGGACAGCGGCGGCUCCAUUGAGAAGGAGGACCCUUUCAAGAAACUCCUGGAGGCCAACAAGGAGCGCAUGGUGGGCAAGAACUUGGCUGGCUCCUUGCCUGGGAUGUACUCCGGUAUGGCGACUCCACCCUUGGCAGGUGCAGGCAUGAUGGGCAUGGACCCCGCUGCCAUCGAGGAGCAGUUGAUGACCGUCAUGAACCGCGUCAUGGUGCCCUUCCAGGAUAUGAUGAUGAGCCGACUGCAGGUUCUGGAAGACAACGUGCAAAGGCAGCUUGAGACCACGCAGGAGGCCAUCUCUCAGCGCAUGGACUUCUCCCAGGUCUCUCUUCUUCAGACUGUGAACGCCUGCCAAGUGCUCCUUCACAAGCUCGACUCCUCGCAAGAGACAGUCAUGCAGAAGAUGGACACGCAGAAGAGCAUCGUCGACCGCAUGGUGGAAUCCUAUUCGGGCCUGGUUGAGAACAUCGACAGCGCCAGCGACAACACCAAGAGCGCUCUCCUGGACACUGUGAACACCUCCUCCGCUGCCAUGCUGAAGAAGUUGGACACCACGCAGCAGGAUCUCCUGAAGCAGACCCACGAAUCGCAUGCCGUGCUCCAGGGUGUCGCACAAACGCAGACAACUUUGGCCAAGAAGGUGGACUCAGGAAACGAGUUCACGCAACGCCGCAUGGUGGAGAUGGAGACAAAUAUCGGCAAGAAGCUCUCCGAGGUCGGUGAAAGCACGUCCCGAACACAGACGAUGUGCUCGGACAAAAUCCUCACCUCCCUCCGAACCGAUUUGGCUACUCUUGCGGAGCAAGGCAACGCCAUGGUGGAUGCCACCGAGAAGUCAGCCAACGCACAGGAGGAGCGCAUGUCAGAUGUCCGCCGCCAGAACAUGAUGAUCCUGGACUUGUUGACUCAGGCGCAGGAAACAAUGCACACAAGUGCUGAGUCCCUGCAAAGCUUCACACGCACGGAGAUCAUGCGUGAUUCCGCCGCGAACAUGGAGAUGCAAAUCCGUGAUGUCAUCAUGAAGCAGAUGAGCAAGAUGCAGGAUGCCUUCUUGGGCGAUGGGGAAGAUGGUGGCAGCUCCUUCAAGGAUGCUGUCCACAACAUGGUGGCGCGCUUGGAGGAGAGUGCCGCGCGCAUGGAGACCGCCACCGCCACGAACUCCAGCACCGCCGGCAACCAGGCCGAAAUCACCGAAAGUAUUCGUCAAGAGCUGGCCGCCUUGGCGAUGGCGUUGACUCAACAACAGCGUGAGAGCUCGCAAGAGAGCCUGACACAAGUGAGCGAAGCUCUGCGCAAGGAGCUGACGCCUUUGAAAGACAACCAAUCGCACGUCACCGGCACUUUGGAUGCGAAAGUCUCCGAGAUCCAGAACUCCAUGACCGAGAACAUGAUCCGCUUUGAGAUGGGCAUCGACAAGGUCUUGCAGACAGUGGAGGCUACAGCUAAGCCUGCGAGCGCUGCUAGUGACAAAAAGAGCACACGUGGGGCCGACCGUGGCUGA